UGUUUAUUGGAUAAUAUCCAUUUUUAUUUUCAAUUUUUUCAAUUUAUUAAAUAUGUUUUUCAUGUCUCUUUAGGAUAACAUACAAUAUGUGUAUACUAAAACUCCAAUAGUCUAGUGAUGUAACUGGUGAUUUAUUAAUGUUUUUAUACCAGAAGUUCAAGAUUUAGGUUCUGGAGAAGACGAUUUAUUAAACAUGUUGUUGAAUAAAAUAUUUGUCUACAAAUACAUUGUAAAGGUGAACACUGUCAAUAAGAAAGCAGUCAAUAGCUUCUCUCCUUACAUAUCCAUAUUAUUGCAGGAAAAAUGGAAACUAUAGCAGUUUUUGGUUCAAAACUUGGAUUUCAUCUUUCUCUUCCUUCUCGGAACAAUUUAUUUCUGCCUCCGAUAUUCAAAUUCCAUGGCUUUCCCCUGGCGGCAUUUCCAGAUAAGCCUAGACAGCAUGUUUGUUUGAAGACCACUACUAGUGCUAGUCCGACCUCUGAUGGUCAAUUAAGUAAUCGCAAGUUCAAGAAGUUGCCACCCUCUGAAUGGACUGAUCACUUUCACUCGGUUCCCCUGGAUGUCUCUGAAAUGGAUGCGCUCAAGAGAGAGAUUGAGACACUAAAGCCGAAAGUGAAGAACAUGUUCAUGUCUUCCCAAGGCACUGAGAGAAUCCUUAUGAUAUAUUUGCUGGUGAGCCUUGGUCUUGCAUACCACUUCGAGGACGAGAUCUAUGAUACAUUAAAAGAGAGUUUCACAAAGAUAGAGGAGAUGAUGGAUAACGAAGAAGAUUUGUACAUAGUUUCCAUCCAUUUUUGGGUUUUCAGGACAUACCGUCACCACAUAUCUUCUGAUGUCUUUACAAGAUUCAAAGAGAGCAACGGAGACUUCAAAGAAACUCUUAAAGAGGAUCCUAGGGGUAUAUUGAGCUUAUAAGAAGCUGCGCACUUGCGGACGAGGAAAGAUUAUAUACUGAACGAAGCAUUGAGCUUCAC
Molecule: messenger RNA, 974 nt
Organism: Brassica napus (rape)
Lineage: Eukaryota; Viridiplantae; Streptophyta; Magnoliopsida; Brassicales; Brassicaceae
Product: terpenoid synthase 9-like
Exons: 3
Coding region: 304-915 (203 amino acids)
Biological process (GO): sesquiterpene biosynthetic process
Molecular function (GO): terpene synthase activity; cyclase activity
Source: RefSeq, a predicted model, not a curated record